Penicillium soppii is the source of this 636-nucleotide messenger RNA. RefSeq lists its product as uncharacterized. The transcript has a single exon. NCBI's taxonomy places the organism in Eukaryota, Fungi, Ascomycota, Eurotiomycetes, Eurotiales, Aspergillaceae. The coding region runs from base 1 to 636 and encodes 211 amino acids. The record is from RefSeq and is a predicted model, not a curated record.
AUGCCUGGCCUAACUCGUUCUAUCAGCGUAAAGCGCAAGCUCCGCGCCGACGAGAACCUGGUCGUCGAAGACUACGAGAAGCACGUCGCUGACUGCUUUAAAUGCCUAAAUGGCCCCCUCUGCGGCAAAGGAGCUAGCUAUGCCCGCACUCUAGACGAAUACCUCUACAGCUCCAAGGGCAAGCACUACUCAAAGGUCGACACCCAGAACGGCAAGGACACCCGUGUAAAGCUCCCCAACGAAGCCUACGCCGUGCGCAAUCUCCUUGCUGCCCUGGAGAAAGGCAUGCGAUUGCCAAAGAAGGUUAUUAUUGUGCAGCCCGACCAAGCACUCAGCUACGACGAAAACGAAACACUCAGCUACGACCGAACGUAUCCUGUGAAGGCUCGGAAGCCCGGUCGCGGCUCCUUGUCACUCGAUCGCCCCUCCACACCAACCGCCACGUACAAGAUUAUUGAGCGAGCUCCUCGGACCUCACGCUCCCCCGUCUCGAUCACAUACCGGGAACCAGGCGGUUCACCCAACCGUUCAACAUCCAUCCGUGGCUCGCUGUACAACAGCGAUUGUGAGGAGCGCGUGGAGCGCGUGGAGCGCCGGCACAAGACGCCGCAUCAGUCCGCCAAGUACCACCAUUGA